UAUUCAGGCAGCAGGUGCAAGAGGAGAGAGGAAGCAAAGUAGAGGGCAGAGCCCUAGUGAAGAAAAGCUAGCAACUAGUUGGAAUUAGCUUCUUGGAGCUGGAGGAUCCCCAUCCCCAUUGGAGUAUCUCCAAGAGACGCUGGGGUCUGAAAAUUUCAGGCUGACCUCCUACCAGCACUAUGGGAAAUGAAAUGAGUGUGCCACAAAAAAAUGAAGAGCAAACGAAUGAAUCAUCAACAGACUCUUCACAGAUUGCCUCUGAUUCUGGAUGUGUUCAAAAUGGGAUGCCCGCUCUAGAGUCAGUUCUCAUUGUUCAACAGAAGAAUGAUGCCAGUGCAGAGACAAGUGUUAACCAGGGUAGUAUGGCCACUUCUUUCCAUAAAACAAUGGAGAUAAGCACUGUUUCUGAGGCCAACGGAAAGAAUCUUGGGAAGGAGGCCAAAGCCCCAACACCAGCUGCUAAAUCUCGUUUUUUCUUGACACUCUCGCGGCCUGUACCAGGACGUACCGGAGACCAAGGCAUAGAUUCAUCAGUUGGAUCAGUGAGCUUGGAUGUCAGCUCUGAAAACCCCCCAGCGAACAAAGCAUCAAGUGAGAACAUGAAACUUCCGGCAACAGCUGCACUGGAAGAAGAUUCAGAUAAAACCCAAAAUCAGGUCCCAGCUGAAGCAUCCCUUAGUGCUACUGAGCCACCAACGUCGCCUCUACCUGAGGCAGAGGGUGCAGCCCCUGCCAAACCUAAGGAACCCAGCUUUUUUGACAAAUUCUUCAAACUGGACAAGAAAAAAGAAAAUAUACCAGUUCCCAUUGGAAUCCAAGAGGGAACUGAGAAUACAGAGAACCAACACCUGGACAGAGAGACUCCUGGAUUAUCAAGCCAGUCGAACAAUGUCCCAGAGGAGAAGGACAUAGUUGACAGCAAGGAAAAGAGUGGACAGGAAAACCCAAUAGGUGUCAAUUCCUCAGUCCCUGAAGAUACAGAGAAACCUGAAAUUGUGCAAGAAAAUCUUCAGACUGUAAAUAUAACAGAGAACACUAAUUCCGUCAUGAGCUUCUUUAAAACACUGGUUUCCUCUAACAAAGCUGGCACAAAAACUGAUUCAGAAGACAAGGGAUCGAAAGCUGAGAAGGUCCAGGAUGGACCAGCUGGUCAGAAGACAACGGGAGAAGUCCAAGCCAAAGGAGCUAAGAAAAAGAAUCCAGAGAGCCCCAGGCUAGGCUACGCCUUUAGAAAAUUCUUUAGGCAUAAGUCUUCAAAAGAAACUCAAUCGACAUCAAAUACCAAAGGUGCUGAAAAGUCACCUGCUUCUUCAGCUAAUACAAAAUCAGACAAAGCCACCUCUUCGUCACCUGAGGCUCAGGGGACACAGAAGAAUACUAAAGGCUUGGACUCUUCAGCUCAGCAACAGACAGCAGCAUCUUCUGAAUCUGCAAAGGAUGGAACAAAGGAGAAAUCCCCCACUUCUCUUCCUCUGGGAAAGCUGUUUUGGAAAAAGUCAAUUAAAGAGGAUACAGUUUCCAAAGGUGCAGAGGAAAAUCAAACCCAAACCCAAACCCAGGAAGCAUGUGAAGCACCAGUAGAGAUUAUAAAGUCCGAGGACAUAGAAGUAUCCUUACAAACAAUAGAGCUGAAUGAAGAAGAAGCUGUAAAUCCUGAGCCUGCCCCCGCCAAGCCCAACACAGAAGAAAACAAGCCACGGAAAUCAAACCUGAGGCUGUUUCUCAGACAACUGACCUCAGACUCCACAGAAAAGGCUAUCACACCCCCUGAAAUGGAACCAGCAGGGCCUGGGCAGAAGAACAAGGAAGGUUCUAAGGACAAGAAGCCCACAGCUGAUCAGAACAAGAAGGGAAACAAAAAAGAUGCCUCAGAGCAGGUGAACUCCCCUGAUCGCCGAGGGGCUGAGAAGAAUUCCAUGCAAAAUGGAGGAGACUCCAAAGAAAGCCCCCUGAAGAGGCUGGAGAAGCGACAGUCUUUGGGAGGCUUCUUUAAAGGCCUUGGACCAAAACGGAUGUCUGAUGCAGAAGUGCAAACAGAUCCUGUGUCUAUUGGCCCAGUUGGGAAAUCUAAGUAAUAAAUACCCACAAAGCUAUUGAAGAAUCCCUGCUCACAAGGUUUCCCAGAGUCGAGCUGAUUUUUCCCUACCCCACUACUCCUCCCUCCUUUCCACCACUGUUGUCAUCAAUUGAGACCCUUGCCUAAGGAUAAAACCAACAGCUGAUGUACAUUGAGGUGUAUUAUUUACAUAUAUGGUCCAUUAUUAUGCCAAUCAAUAAUUGUAAAGGUCAUCCUUAAGCAAAAUGUAUGUAAUAUUGUAACUAAAGAGAGGCCAGUAACGUGGAGGGGUGGGAUGAGGGGCCAUUAUUCUAAAUAAGGUAUGAAGUGAUAAAAAUGGCAGCCAUUGGGGAAAAAAAAGUCAAUUGCAAUAAUACUUAAUGUACACUGAGAGGAUUAAGAUUUUGUAGUCAACAAAUGCUUGACUUCAAAACUUGAAAUUAAGUAUAAAAUUGAGAUUUGUUUCAGUAUGCUUUCACAGAGUAAACUAAGCAGUCCUAAUCUGUUGAAGGUGAUGGUAUCACCAAGUUUUCAGGAGAUUUCUUAGAUCUAAAGAAGGAAUGAUUGAAAGGUUAUUUUUCAAAUAGGUCCUUAAAAGGUAAAUGAAAAUGAGGAAAUGUGUAAAGGCUAAAUAGAGAGGACCUGAAGUGAUUCAGAAAAAACAGGGGCAUUGUUUUUUGUUUCGUUUUUCUUUCUUUCUUUUUUCUUUUCUUUUCUUAUUUUUUUUUUCCUGGCACGGUUUGGGGACUUAAGUGAGAUAACUUUUUUUUUUAAGCUGCAAUUAUCAUAGACCACCAGGGGGAGCCAGGGUCUCCAUUCUCAAACACUGUGCUACUAACACAGAUUCUGUAUCUGCAGUCUUACAUUAUUAAUGUUUUUCAGAUGCCUGAGAAGCCUUCAUCUGUUUUGUCUGACACUUGUCCAGAGUCUUGUCUGUAAUUUCCUAAUGAAAAAUCUGCAUAUUAUCGAGAUUCUGUCUGUUUUACCAAAUUCCUUCCUCUAACCCAGCUUAAUAAAGUUUACUGAAGAUUCAAAUACCUGUGGUUAUUUUUAACACCUGUACAGAAUAGCAAAUAGCAUCAUAAGUCUAAUACGAUGAAAUUCAAGGUAGUAGAUUAUUUACAUAAUUGUAUAUACUAUGGCUUUUCCUUCUGAUUUAAUUUUUAAAUACUUUUUUCCUUCCGAAGUAUCUUUAAUUUUGAACUAAAACAGAUUUCCCCUAUUCACCUCAUGUCUAAAAUGUCUUUUUUGUCACCCAGAAAUUCCCCUCUCCCUAUUUUCGUCUCAGUCCUUUCCCUCCCGUCACCCUCUCUCUAAGCCACUGCUAUGAAAUAAACAUGGGUUAUCCUCUCUUAACCCAGGCGUAGAGCGCAGGAAAGUGUCUGCCUGGGAGGCAGAUGGAAUCUAUAAAGUUGGCAAAUGACAUUUGAAAACUGUGCUCAGAAUAGUCGAUAAGGGCACGGGUUCUCGUUCUGGUAGGUUACGCAGGUAGAAGGCACGGAAUAGGAUUGGCCAAAUCCCAGGCUUUCAGCUACAUUGGCCCUAGUCCGGGUUUAAAAAAAAAAGGGGGGGGGGGAGCCUGGAUCCUUUCGCUUAGUGCUGGGGCUCGGGGCUUCUAAUCUUUCCACCAUCCCCAGAGCUAGGCUGCCAUAAUCUGACUUUUCUACAUCCCAUCGGAAUGUUUGUCUUGGCACAAACCGGGCAAGGAGCUAUCAGGAGAAAGAAGCAAGGGGAGGGAGUAAAUCUUGCUUCCAUAAGUCUUUUGAAAGAAUCAAAGAAGCCGUGGCUACUGACUCCCCAGUUAUCUCCGAACAUCAGGGGGUUUGCCUAAGCAGGCUUUGUUUAGCUGAGGUGGGGGGAGGGGCGCGAGGGGGGGGGGCGGGGGUUAUUCUGCAAAUUGAGAGAGCAAUGGUGUCAUUUGCGGGUCUCACCUCUCUAGCUAAAGGGUUUGGAUCAUAAGAGAAGAAACAGAGAGAGUGAUUGCAAGUGACCUGCCACGGAGCCACUAAUGCGUAUGAAAUAAUGGUUAGUGUUGGCAGAGCCCUGACACACACAGAUAAUCUCCUACUUUGUUUUUAGAUUUGAUUGCUGUGUAAUCAGGGAGGAAAGUACCACGGCCACAGCCUGAGCCCCCAGAGCUAUAGUCGGAAAAGGCAUUUUACCUUGAAAAGGAACCUUAGCUCCUCCUUCCCUUGGAGAGAACUGCAAACUAUCUUUGUUGUAUGUGGGUGGGUGGUAGUGGUUGUUGGUUUCUGGGCAAGCAAAAGUCAGGUUUACUUCUUAGAUGGCUGAUUUUUAUUUUCUCUUUAAAAGCUGGGGCCGAAGGGAAAAGGGAUGUUUGGGGUGUUUGGGUUAGGUUGUUUUUGGUUUUGAUGGUGAGAUCUUAAAUUCAACUUUAUCAGAAGAGAAUAAGAACUGUAUCACCCAUGAGGCAGUUCCCAUUCACUGAAGUUUGACAACACGGGUCUUGGAAAUAAAUAGGAAAAUUGGGAGGAUACUUUCAAGAACUGGUUUCAGAUCAUAGGGACACAUUCACCAGAACAAUGGAAUUUCUCCCCAAAUGUGCAGCUCUGAAAAAAUCUCCCGGGCCAGAAUAAGGAGAACAAAAUUUUAAGAUGGAGAAGAGACUAGAAAGACAAAGCUACAAGAAGAGAAACAAGAGGUGGAUAGAUUGACAAAGAGAGAAAAGAAAAGGAGAAGAAUCUGGGAGGUGUACAGAGACUGAGAGAUAAGAAGGAGAUCAAGAGAAGGAAACAUAAGUAAAGAGAGAUAAACAUAAAUAGAGAAAAAAAAAACAGACGGAGUCUGAGAUAUAGAGAAGAUGAAACAAAAAGACAGAGAGGAAAAAACCAAACAAGAUAGAGGGGAACAAUCAGAAAACGCCACAAAGAUGAGGUAGAUGGAGACACACACGCAGAGAGACAGUGAAAGAGACUGAAAGGUAGAGACAGGGAAUAAGAGAAAGACAGAUGGAAAGAGAGAGGCAGUGAGAGAGAUGAGAGAAAUUGUGACAAGGAAUAGACAAAUGCAAAGAUAAGAAAAUAACAGAGUAAUGCACACAUAUAAAAAUGGAAGCAAAAAAAGAUGAAAGUGACGAGAGACAAAUGCUGGAAUAAGAACACAAAGAAUAAUACAAAAAUAAAAGGUGAGAGUGAUAAGAAAUAAACAAUGUAAAGAGAUGAAUGAGAAAAUAAAGAAUAAAAAUAGACAAAAAGAAAAAAAGGUAAGGGAGAGAUGAGAAAGUGAGAAGAGACGGAUAAAUGCAGAGAUAAGAACAGAACAUAAAGAAUAAUAUCAAAUAAAUAAAGGAGAGAGAAUUGUCAGAGAACACCCAGUAUGAGUAAGAAAACAAAGAAAGAAGAGAGGCAUGAAGGGGAAGGGGAAAACAAGGUAUCAUUUUUACUUUGAAGGAAGAAUUGUAUCUUCUCCAGUGUCAGCAAGAAGUAGCCUUUCCAGGGACUGAGCUGAAAUGGCCAUCAUGACCUAAAAAUUGCUCUUUCCAACUGACAGUGAUUUAUUGACUGCUCUCUAUAAAAGAACUCAUUCAACAGUUAAGUUGUUUUGAGCUCUGCUGCCAUGUGUUCUCCUCAUUACAAGGUUAGCGUCUUUUAAGGGGGAUCUGGACGUUAAAAUAAAAAAAAAAUAUUUUAAGUGAA
Messenger RNA from Sarcophilus harrisii (Tasmanian devil), 5712 nucleotides. RefSeq names its product breast carcinoma amplified sequence 1 (gene BCAS1). The transcript is spliced from 13 exons. Gene Ontology annotation, biological process: myelination. The coding region runs from base 180 to 2075 and encodes 631 amino acids. NCBI's taxonomy places the organism in Eukaryota, Metazoa, Chordata, Mammalia, Dasyuromorphia, Dasyuridae. The record is from RefSeq and is a predicted model, not a curated record.